Molecule: messenger RNA, 5310 nt
Organism: Leptinotarsa decemlineata (Colorado potato beetle)
Lineage: Eukaryota; Metazoa; Arthropoda; Insecta; Coleoptera; Chrysomelidae
Gene: wap
Product: DDB1 and CUL4 associated factor wap
Molecular function (GO): protein binding
Source: RefSeq, a predicted model, not a curated record
GCAAUUUCUAUUGGCAACACUGUAUUUAAUCUGUAAUGUGGAGAAUGGCGGAAUAUAAAGAGUUAUAAACUUAAACAUUAAUCAAGGUUAAAAGAAGCCAUUUCCAUGUAAAUACAGGAACCAGAAUUUUUGGUUGUUUCAAAUCUCUGGGGCAUAUAACUAAUAUUUAUUUCAAAUAUGGCCCACUCAGGGGUUGUGCCUGCUGGAAAACGAAAAGAAAUUUAUAAAUAUAAUGCCCCAUGGCCCUUGUACAGCAUGAAUUGGUCUGUAAGACCUGAUAAAAGAUUUCGCUUAGCGUUGGGCAGUUUUGUUGAAGAAUAUAACAAUAAAGUGCAAAUAGUUUCUCUGGAUGAAGACAGUAGUGAGUUCAGUCCUAAAAGUACUUUUGAUCACCCGUACCCAACAACUAAAAUAAUGUGGAUACCAGACAAUAAAGGAAUGUUUCCCGACUUACUGGCCACAAGUGGCGAUUACUUGAGGAUCUGGAGAGCAGGUGAACCUGAUACAAGGCUGGAAUGUGUACUCAAUAACAACAAAAAUUCUGACUUUUGUGCACCUUUAACAAGUUUUGACUGGAAUGAAAUUGAUCCCAAUUUGGUUGGUACCUCGUCCAUAGACACAACAUGUACCAUUUGGGGAUUGGAAACAGGACAGGUAAUGGGUAGAGUAAAUCUGGUCACUGGUCAUGUUAAAACGCAGCUUAUAGCUCACGAUAAAGAAGUUUAUGAUAUAGCAUUCUCACGAGCUGGAGGAGGAAGGGACAUGUUUGCCUCAGUUGGUGCAGACGGAUCAGUCAGAAUGUUUGACUUGAGACAUUUGGAACAUUCCACAAUUAUUUAUGAAGAUCCAUCACAUACUCCUUUGCUUAGGUUGGCGUGGAAUAAACAAGAUCCAAACUAUUUGGCAACUAUAGCCAUGGAUGCGUGUGAGGUAAUCAUUCUAGAUGUGAGGGUUCCUUGCACUCCAGUAGCCAGGUUAAAUAACCACAGAGCAUGUGUAAAUGGUAUUGCUUGGGCUCCUCAUUCAAGCUGUCACAUUUGUACAGCUGGUGACGAUCACCAAGCUCUAAUAUGGGACAUCCAACAAAUGCCAAGAGCAAUAGAAGACCCAAUAUUGGCAUACACGGCUGCGGAAGGAGAAGUCAACCAGAUUCAAUGGGGUGCCACACAGCCAGAUUGGAUUGCGAUCUGUUAUAAUAAAUCUUUGGAAAUAUUGAGGGUAUAAGGAAACAUUUAUGUAAUUAACUUCAAUGUUCCCAUGUUUCUAUCGUACUAGUAUUUUGACAAGUUUUCAUCAUUUAGAAAUGUUAGUUCCUUUUCUUUGAAACUAGUUUUUUUUUGUUGUGUUGGGAAAAGAGUUUUAGGUAGAAACACAUUGCAUUCAGUUGUAAUAUAUAUGUAAGAAUAAGGUUAAUGGUUGGAAAUUGUCAAAAUAUGUUAUUUUAUCAAAAACUUGUAUUGAAUGCCAUAAUUUAAGACUAGGAUAAUAGUUAACAUUUUAUUUUCUUUUAACUGACUGAAAUGAGCCAACAUUCAAGUUUGUCGGUUCUUUCACAUAUUUUAUGUUUGAUGUUAACAAAAUAUCAGCACGUCUUCAGGAAUGAAGGUUUCAAGUUGAUUUAAAUACACUUUUUGCUUUAAUGUAAAUAUUCGCUCGAAUUGAUAGAAAUUGACGAUCACCUUACUAUCACCAUGUUUGUGAUGGAUCUUUCUGUCAAUAAUUUGAGAUCUUCAUCACCCGCUCCUUCAUAAGUUAGGCUUUGAUUUAUUUAAAAAAAUGAUUAAAAAAUCUAAGUUAGAUGACUCGCCCUUGAUUAAAAGAAAAAUUUACGUUAGGGUUAGGUUAGCUCUAAAAUGGAUGGGUCUAUUAGAUCGUCCACUGUAACCUAUAAUUGUGGCUCGGACUUGAAGAUUCUUUACUAACCUGGUUAUGCACACUGUCUUUCGACAGUCCGGGUCUGCAUAUGAUGAUUCAGACAACAGUGACCUGAAAGUAGACCUGAGAUACAAAGUAGCCUAAUGAUUGUUGAGCGUACUUUGAAGAAUCUAUGAAUGCCUUGAAAUGAACCAAUCCUGUUAUAUUUUGUCAGUAGACAGUCAAGGCCAGUGUUGCCAGGAAUUUAGACCAGAUACAAUUCAAGGCUGCUUGACUGGCCAAGAAUAUUCUUAUUAUUUAGGUAUGAAGUUGGUUUCUGGCAAUCUCACCACACAUAGAACUACAGCAUAGAUUUCUGCUUAAAAAACGGUCGCAAACGUCCUUAGAUGGGUUAAUAUCUCUUAUAUUUCCUCCUCACUAACAUUUUUGAAUUCUAGAUGCGUUUCAUCAACAUCGUUGCUUCACCAGUAGUGAUAAAGCUACCGAUUAAGCUUUGGUGUUAGCGAAACACGUCUAGAAUUGAAAAAUGUUUGUUAAAAUUGUUCAAUUAUCAUCAUGGAUAGUGUUUUUUACUUUCAUUGAGUAACGAGUUAUUCUUUUUCACAGAUUAGUUGUAAAAUGACGUUGAUUGUUUCCAAAAUCUGUUAUCUGUAUCAUAAGUGAUGAUUUUAGUUUCGGGGGAAAUCGUUUUUCAUGAAGAACAAUUUAUAUAAACGUAUGCUUUACUUGGUUCAUUUUAAAAAAAUUAGAUGUCAAAGUUACAAAUAGCUUUCUGGCCCUUUGAGUUUUUCAUAUUUUUCUUGGUUUUAAAAAAUGAAGUGGUUUCUUGUAUAUCCACGCAUCAUAACCCUUUAAAGCCCUUCGUGUCUCUUUCAUGUUUAUUUACUUCUAUAAAAAAUAAAAGCGUGGACAUUUCAGUUUUUUUUAAAUGGAGUAAGUUAUAAGUUCAUACAAACUGUUUUUGAAUGUUGCAGGUUCAGACUUCUAUUAUCAAAUUUGAAGGUUGUAGAAGAAAACAUGAAUGAAAUUAUCAAAAAUACUAAAAAUAACCAGAAUGAGUAUCAUUAUCAUUCUCAAUGAUUUUAAUAUUUCAUUAAUUUUCAUUUUAUUUGUUUUCUAUAUUGAACACCUUUUUAGACAAUAUAAUUCUGGACCUGUAACAUUAUGCAAGACAGGCUGGCCAAGUUUCUUUCCCAACAACUGCCCAGUUCAAGAAAUCGGUUAUAAACAAUGGAAUAGAAGUUAUCAAUUUUGGAUUUAAUUCACGAUAUUUGCUGACAAUUUGUCCUAUACUUUGGCAUAAUAAUGUUGAUACACUAAAAAAAAAAUAUUUGACUCUAUCUUGUCAUCAGAAAAGUAGCCAUUGACAUAAAUUUUCGCAGAAAAGAAACACUCUUUUUCAAAAAGUACUGAGAAGGAAUUUCUUACUAAUGACUUGUGUGGUAAAUGAAAAUGUCUUAGAUCUCUAUUGUUUUCUUUUGUAACAUAUUUCAAAUUUACAUAUUUUGUGAGAGAAAAAUCUUUCUUUCUAUUUAUAUAUGCGAUAAUUUCAAAAGCUUUUCUAUAAACACAAUCAACUGAUAGAGAAAUUUUUACAAUCUUCAGUCUUCAAAAUUUAUAUUAAUUCUGGCGAGUAGGUCUUAAAUUAUUGAUUUUCAACUUUAUAUGAUGAACUGGAUAUCCCAAGGAUGGAAGUACUCAAAUUAACUCUCAUCCAAUAAAAUAAUAGGGUGUUCUAAUUUUUUGUAACGAUAUAUCAAAUGUUUCUUUUAUGUACUAACUUGUCCUCUUCUAUACCUUCAAAAAUAUUUUGCAGCUUAACUUUAGUAACAUACUGUGUUGAAAAUGGUGUGAGAAAGUUUUUGGUAUACUAGGCAUGCUAUCACAGCCGAUAUGGAAGAUUUUGACAUUGAAAUUUACGAAGGUGUUGUAGAACCAGUUAUUUUUUAUAUUCUAUAAUUCAAACUGUUGUUCAACUAUAAUUAACAAUUUGAAUUAUUGAUUAUAGCUGAUUGACAUUUUAAAUGAUCUAUUAUAAAAACUACAGUAUUGAUCGUCAGCCCCUUCAUAAUUUAAAUCAGCACUUCACCAUUCGUAGUUGAGACAAAUCCUAAAACAACGUAUAGGGUGGCAACUUGAAAUAACCUAUUUUAUCUUGCAAACAGUAGUAAAUAAUCUCUUAACAUUUCGAAUAUAUCCAAAUGUUGAAUAAAAACUUUUUUUUUAUAUUUACAAAUUACUUUUUUAUGUAUCCUACUCUUCAAUCCUUACGAUACAGUUGUCUGUAGUAGUUUGUGAUAUAUUUAUAAUGUUUUCUUUUAUACCAUAUAUUUUCUAUACUUAACACUCAUCUGAAUCUAAUUUCGUUCGAAAAAAAAAUUGAUUUAUCUCAAGAAGACCAAGUUCUUUUCGAUAGAGGGCUCAGGGGCCUUCAAUAAGUGAUAAUUAUCAUAAUAUUAUGUUGUUAUGACAUUUGAAAAGAAAAACUCCAGCUGAAAUAUCUGACAUGCAUAGUUCUCCCUUUUUUGGGAGAGCUAAUAAUUUCUUGAUUUUAUAUAUUUGUUCGAGAUUGUAACCCAGUAAGAAUGUCUGGAAACGAUUUUUUUCUGUCUUGUUUGGAUUAUAUAGGAUAUGUUAUUUAUUUCUUUCAAGAAGAUAUUGGAUUAUCAACUUGAAAAAGGUUUUGUCAGUGGAAAAUGGAAGAUGUCCCUGCUAAUUUACAGUAUCUAAAAUUAGUUAAUUAUAGUUUAACAUUGAAAUUUUAUUACAACAUAUCUUGAAAGUUCGAUUUUCCAAAACCUACUUUCACUGGACCAUUUUGUGGAUUGCCUGACUUUUACAUGUUUCCAGGUUGGUGGAAACCUUUUUUAAGGUAUGGAUGUACGAGAUGCCUGAAGACGAGUGAAACAACAACCAGAAAUUUUUCUCGGUUAUUUACUGUUGGUUACUGCGACUGUCACCAAUCAACCAUCCAAGAACCUAGGAACAAGCCACCCCCAACCUGGAAACAUCAAUAUUGUUACUUCAACCCUUGACAUACACAAGACUGAUGCGCGCAUUUCCAGAAGAAAGGUAUUGGCCAGAGAAAUAAACUCUGACAAUUCUUUCAUUCUGAAUUUGUAUACUGCUAUGCAGUAAUGAACUGCCGAAAGACGUGUUGGAAGAUCAAAAUGAAGGACCACAAUCCAAGUUGAACAAGAUUUAAUAGAAUGAUUUUUUUGUCUUGAAUAAAUAAGAUCUAUUUAUUUUUUUUAACGUGGAUACUGCCGGGAUACAGUCCAUUUUUUACAAUGGUGAAAUUCCUAUUUUUAUAUUGUUUAUGUAUACUUAUAUGUACCGAAAGUGGAUUGUCACUGUGUAGUAUUAUUUUAUUUAUUUGAGGAGUUCUAAUAGUUUUUAUAAAACUGGACAUGUACAUAAUAAAAAUUUUAUAAA